Messenger RNA from Molossus molossus (Pallas's mastiff bat), 966 nucleotides. Its product is annotated as olfactory receptor 10AG1-like. The transcript has a single exon. Bases 19 to 966 code for a protein of 315 amino acids. Gene Ontology annotation, biological process: G protein-coupled receptor signaling pathway. Lineage: Eukaryota; Metazoa; Chordata; Mammalia; Chiroptera; Molossidae. Gene Ontology annotation, cellular component: membrane. The record is from RefSeq and is a predicted model, not a curated record. Gene Ontology annotation, molecular function: olfactory receptor activity; G protein-coupled receptor activity.
AAUUUACCAUAUUUGCAGAUGGAGAACAAAUUAAAAACAGAAAAAUCAAAUAUUACUACAAUGAUGGAAUUUGUUCUCUUGGGGUUUUCUGACAUUCCCAAUAUCCAGGGGCUUCUCUUUGGGAUAUUUUUAGUCAUCUAUCUGACUAUCUUCAUGUGCAAUAGCAUCAUAAUACUGAUAAUAAAAAUUGACCCUGCUCUCCAGACCCCCAUGUAUUUCUUUCUCAGCAAUUUUUCCUUUCUAGAAAUCUGUUAUGUAACAAUCACUAUCCCAAGAAUGCUCAUGGACCUUUUGACCCAGAAAGGACAUAUUUCUUUGUUUGCUUGUGCUACACAAAUGUGUUUUGUCCUUAUGUUCGGAGGCUCUGAGUGUCUCCUGCUGACAGUGAUGGCCUAUGACCGCUACGUGGCCAUUUGUAACCCUCUGCACUAUCCUCUAGUCAUGAACCACAAAGUCUGUGUCCAGCUGGUGACUGCCUCCUGGGUCAGUGACAUUCCAGUCGUAAUUGGGCAAACGUGCCAGAUUUUUUCCCUGCCCUUUUGUGGAUCUAACACAAUCAAUCAUUUCUUCUGUGAUGUUCCCCCAGUACUCAAGCUAGCUUGUGGGGACACAUUUGUGAAUGAGAUAGCUGUCUAUGUAGUUGCAGUGGUUUUUAUCAUGGUUCCAUUUCUGUUGAUUGUUGUCUCCUAUGGCAAAAUUAUUUCCAACAUUCUGAAAUUGUCAUCAGCCAGAGGGAGGGCUAAAGCCUUCUCCACCUGUUCAUCUCACUUGAUAGUUGUAGUCUUAUUCUAUGGAACAGCUACUAUCACUUAUUUACAACCCAAACCAAAUCAAUCUGAAGGAAUCGGGAAACUGAUCUCCCUUUUCUAUACUAUUUUGAUCCCAACAUUGAAUCCCAUUAUAUAUACUCUGAGAAACAAAGAUAUCAUGGUGGCACUGAAAAAACUGCUAACUAAGUUAUUAUGA